Molecule: messenger RNA, 676 nt
Organism: Chara braunii
Lineage: Eukaryota; Viridiplantae; Streptophyta; Charophyceae; Charales; Characeae
Source: the annotation of a GenBank genome assembly
CUGUGUCGUUGCCUCGGCGCCCCUCUACGGCCAGUGCGGAGGGCCACAGCCCUGCCAGUCACCGAGACGAUGCGAGGAGUAGUACACUGGCGUUUAUUUGAGCAAGGCAGUUUUUUCCUGGUUUGCGAACGCACUCCUGCUCGUCCGCCAUGGAGCAGCAUUCUUCCAAGCCGAAGACACCACGUGGGCGCGGGAAAGGGGUUGAAGGGUCGGGAAAGUCGUGGGAGCAAGCAUCGAACUGGACUUCGGAAUCAAAUGAGGUUGUGUACUUGAAAGAGAAUGUUUCUGUUCAUCCAACGCCCUAUGGCAGUGAGAGAAUAACUGGCAGGUUGCGGCUCAUCCGUCAAGGCCACUCGCUCUUCAUGACUUGGAUUCCUUACAGUCAAGGGAGUCUAGCAGAGGAAGGUGCGUUUGUGAUGCUGCCUUCCAAUGUGGGGAAGAGUGGGGGCUCAAGUAAUGGAAAUCCGAAAGAUCGGAAUUUAUACACAAUUCGGGCAGUUUCGGUAUCGGAGAUGAGGUCAAUACGGCGGCAUACACCAGCCCUUGGCUGGCAAUAUAUCAUCAUUGUUCUGACUUCAGGUUCGCCAUAGUUCACAGCGAUGACUCACCCGAAGAGGAAGGAGCCUCAGUGACUACAAGCAAAGCAGACCGAAUAGCUCGCGAGCCUUUUCCGCUC